AUGCAGAGGAGAAAGUUUAACAAAGUACUAAUUGAGGAAACAGAAAUGACUCCAAUUAAAUAUUACGUAAGAGGCCAGAAAAUCCAGCAGUUUGGGCACAUUAUGCGAGGAAGUGACGAUAACAUAACCAAAGCAGUUCUGUUUUGGAAACCAACAGGUAAGAGACCACGAGGAUGUCUGAGGAAAAGAUGGAUGGAUAUGGCCAAAGAAGAUCUAAAAAGGAUAGUAGUAAAUGAUUGGAGAAAUAUAAUCCAUGAUCGGAAGAAGUGA
Cinara cedri is the source of this 270-nucleotide messenger RNA. Lineage: Eukaryota; Metazoa; Arthropoda; Insecta; Hemiptera; Aphididae. The record is from the annotation of a GenBank genome assembly.